This is a messenger RNA of Pelmatolapia mariae (spotted tilapia), 1859 nucleotides long. RefSeq names its product pseudouridine 5'-phosphatase (gene pudp). Lineage: Eukaryota; Metazoa; Chordata; Actinopteri; Cichliformes; Cichlidae. The coding region runs from base 37 to 732 and encodes 231 amino acids. The record is from RefSeq and is a predicted model, not a curated record. Gene Ontology annotation, molecular function: phosphatase activity. The transcript has 4 exons.
GCUCCGGCCACGCGGAACUACAGUCACAAGUGAAACAUGUCUGUGUCCCACGGCAGCUACAAACCUGUGGACCGUGUCAUUUUUGACAUGGAUGGAUUGUUAUUAGACACCGAGCGACUUUACACCGUGUCCUUCCAGGAAAUAUGUGACCGGUUUGGAAAGCAGUACACGUGGGAUGUGAAGACAUCAGUGAUGGGGAAGAAGGCUCUGGAUGCUGCCCAGAUUAUCCGUGAUAGGCUGGAGCUCCCCAUGACAGCUGAGGAACUGCUUGCUGAAAGCAGACAAAUACAAGAAAAGAUCUUUCCCUCUGCUAAACUCAUGCCAGGUGUGGAGAAACUUGUGCGUCAUCUGCAGAAGCACAAAAUCCCCACUGCAGUGGCAACCAGCUCAGCCGGCGUGACGUUCAAAUUGAAGACGAGUCAACACAAAGAGUUCUUUGCUCUCUUUGAUCACAUUGUCCUGGGUGACGAUCCAGAUGUGAAGAAUGGCAAACCUCAGCCGGACUCCUUCCUGGUGUGUGCCGGCCGGUUCGAUCCCCCAGCUCCUCCGGAGAAGUGCUUGGUGUUUGAAGAUGCUCCCAAUGGUGUAAAGGCAGCACUGGCAGCAGGAAUGCAGGUGGUCAUGAUUCCCGAUGACAACCUGGACCGCAGCCUUAUCCAGGAGGCUACGCUGCGACUAAGGAGUAUGGAGGAGUUUGAGCCGGAGCUCUUUGGCCUGCCAGCAUAUGACUGAAAUGGCUCAUACCCUAGCAUGUAAUUCAGGAAACUAGUAACCAUUGUUAAUUGAUUGGUUGUUAAACAAUAACUUGAUAGUUUAAAUUAGUAAACUAUUAGUAAAUGGAUGGGCACUGUAAAUCUGCAAAUGUAAAUCUGUAUCACACCUAUAAAUCUUACUUGGAUGAAUACUAAAAAGUUGAACCUGAUGGUUAUAAUCUUUGUUCCAAAGGGAACCGUUCAGCUUGUAGGGUGGUGGUGAUGUAAACUACGUCAUGUGACUCGAAAGGUUCAUUUGAACCAUACAGAAAUCUAAUAAAGAAAACAUCAGCAGUUUGAGUUGAACCAUGUUCAGGUUCUUCACUGUCACCUGUAAAAUACCCAGAGUAGCAGGGACAUUGGCCCUUAUUCACUGAUAUACAAACACACACACACAAGUAAUCGUCUUACAUUCGUAAAGUGACUUUUUAAUCUGAUAAUUUAAUUUAAUAUUGAAUGGUUAAUAUUAGCGUCAGUACUGUUAUCCCUAAGUAUAUAUCCUCAUAUGAUGAACUGUAGCUUCUCAGUGGAGUCACUGGAAAAGCUUCAGAUGCAGGUCUGUCAUUCUAACACAGUAUCACCUUUUGUGGUCAUCUGGAUGUGGAGACAUAGUGAAGUGGAAGUUGCACUGUUCUUGUCAUACACUUCGUCUAAGAUGCCUUUUUGAAAUGUCAGAGACAAUCCUCCUCUGCUCAGUGUGAUCCAGUAAAGAGGCUGUGAGUCGUCCUCACUCCUGAACUGACUCCAGUUUUCAUGCACUCCAUCUGCUUGCAGAGCAGGCUUUAAUGGGGGAACCCUGGAGCAGGCUGGAGGAGACUGGUGCCGCAGCUCCCCAGUCUACUCCCAUCGACUUUCCCCUUUCAUAGCCUUACAUCCUCAAAAACAAGGUCGUCUCAGCUGUUUUUUUCUUCUGUGUUUGUUGCUUACAGAGUCAUCACUGUCUCUGGGCCUGAAAUGUGAUUGUUUCAUUUUCUGUGUCUUCAUUUCUUGUUUCCAGCAAGGCAAAGGUGUUUUUUAAAAUUUUGUUUCCAAAAGAAUUAUGCCUGAAAAAUAAUACCUGACUUCAUUUUUUCCACUUUCCUUAAAUAAAUAAAUAAAUCCUAUGAC